AUGGACCUCACCACCAGCAAUUUGGCGAAUGUUGUGCGAAUCCCACAGCGUGAGGAGCAGUACCUGAAGGCCACAGGCAUCGAUCAGCUGCUUUCCAAUCUCGUGUCGCAGCUGUACAUACACAAGCCCGAGGAUGCCAUCAACUUCAUGAUCAACUACCUUCAGCACACCAAGCUCGAGCGAAACUCGGUUUCUUUCUCUGGUGCUUCGUCAUCUUCUUCAUCUUUCUCCUCCUCCUUCUCUUCUUCGACUUCAUCGCCUGUCGGCAGCUCGUCCACCGUUACCACUCUGCAAGUGAAUGGCAGCCCACAGUCAGCCGGUGGUGAAGACGAGGGUAAUGGUGCCGUGGAAAUGGAGCAAGACAAGAAGGGCAACGGCAAUCACCUCGAUCAGAGCGGCGAGUAUGGUCGCGAGGACAUGCAGGUCACCUCGCCCGACGGCGGCCCGGUCGACAUCGAUCCUACCCUCAGCGGCAACCGCUCCCUGCAGCGCCGAAGGAUGGCCAUCUCUUCCGAGCCUGUGGACCUGAGCGGCUUCGACGCAGAUAUGCCAGGCAAUGGCGUGCCCAACACGCCCAAGAGCCCCGAAACUCUGCAAGCUCUCGAAGAAGCGCUGCGCACCAACGUUCUCUUCGCCCAUCUCGAGGAGGACGAGCGUAGGCAGGUGUUCGAUGCCAUGGUGGAGGUCAAAUUCAACGCCAACGACAUCAUCAUCCAGCAGGGCGACGAGGGCGACAACUUCUACGUCGUCGAGUCGGGCGAAUGUGAGAUCUGGAUCGCCAAGGAGGGCCAGCCCCCUCAGCGGGUCAGCGUCGUGAGGGAGGGCGGCAGCUUCGGCGAGCUUGCACUCAUCUACGGCACUCAGAGAGCCGCCACUGUCAAGGCCGCUACCGACGUGACGCUGUGGGCUAUUGACCGCGUCACCUACAGGAGGAUCCUGAUGGGAGCCACCAUCAAGAAGCGAAAGAUGUACGAGGGCUUCCUCGAGAAGGUCCCCAUUCUUGCGCCGCUCAACCACUGGGAGAGGCUCACUGUCGCCGACGCGCUGGAGCCGGAGGUCUACCACGACGGCGAGGUGAUCAUUCGUCAGGGAGAGAGGGGCGACUCUUUCUUCAUCAUCGUCGACGGCGAGACGAAGGUGUCGCAGGUCAACGAGCAGGGCGAGGUGGAGGUCGCUCGCCUGUAUCCCUCUUCGUAUUUCGGUGAGAUUGCCCUUCUCACCGACAGGCCGAGAGCCGCCACCGUAACCGCCAUCGGCAAUGUCAAGGUGGUGAAGAUGGACAGGGACCGCUUCAACCGGGUGAUGGGUCCGUGCGAAGAAAUUUUGAGGAGGAACAUGGAGAUCUACAACCAGUACAUCUCCACCAAGAUCUAG
Messenger RNA from Acanthamoeba castellanii str. Neff, 1374 nucleotides. Its product is annotated as cAMPdependent protein kinase type I-alpha regulatory subunit, putative. NCBI's taxonomy places the organism in Eukaryota, Discosea, Longamoebia, Acanthamoebidae. The coding region runs from base 1 to 1374 and encodes 457 amino acids. The record is from RefSeq and is a predicted model, not a curated record. Gene Ontology annotation, molecular function: cAMP-dependent protein kinase regulator activity. The transcript has 5 exons. Gene Ontology annotation, biological process: regulation of protein phosphorylation. Gene Ontology annotation, cellular component: cAMP-dependent protein kinase complex.